AACUUCUCUCCUUCAUCUUCACAAAAUGGCAUUUUCUUCACUUCAUAUUCUCUUCAUAGUUUCGGCUUUGAUCUUUUCUGUGAUAAAUCCUGCAGAUUGUGCCACAUCAGAUGGCCCUUUCAUCCAUUCUAGAGCAGCAUACUACCCAAAUUCCGAUGACAAGGGAUCAGAAACUGGGAGAUGUGGAUAUGGCUCAUUUGGAGCAACGAUUAAUAAUGGAUAUGUAGCAGCUGCAUCUGAUCUUUACAGAGAUGGUGUAGGCUGUGGUGCUUGCUACCAGGUGAGGUGCACCAAUAGUAAGGAUUGCUCAGAUGAAGGAGUGAAUGUUGUUAUAACUGACCAAGGUUCAAGUGAUCGAACAGACUUCAUCAUGAGCAAGAAAGCCUUCCGGAAGAUGGCUCAAUCUACAAAUGCAGAAACAUCUUUACUAUCACAAGGAAUUGUAGAUAUUGAAUAUAGAAGGGUUUCAUGCAAUUACCCGAAGAAUAACAUCACCAUCAAGAUCGAUGAGAGCAGUGACUACCCGUAUUACCUUGCUUUUGUCAUAUGGUACCAACAAGGCCAAAACGACAUUACUGCUGUGCAACUAUGUGAGACAAAAAAUUUCGUUUGUAAACUAUUGGAUAGAAGCUAUGGAUCAGUUUUCACAACAAACUCUCCACCUAGUGGAUCACUGUCUUUAAGAAUGCUAUUUAGUGGUGAAGAUGGAGAUGAAAAAUGGGUUGUUCCGGUUAAUAUAAUACCUGAGAAUUGGAAGAAAGGAGACAUAUAUGACACAGGGAACGGCAUCCCUGGGCAAACUUCAUUUGGAGUGGAGUGCUUGAAACCCAAAUGUCACCACCGGGCUGCAAUGAUUCUAGCGGAGUGGUCUUUAACGGAAGUGGUUUCAAGAUGUUACGUUCUCCAAGCAUCAUUUGAUGUUACAAAUGACCUAAAAACCGGGCUUGCCAAUUGA
Lactuca saligna is the source of this 955-nucleotide messenger RNA. The record is from the annotation of a GenBank genome assembly. Lineage: Eukaryota; Viridiplantae; Streptophyta; Magnoliopsida; Asterales; Asteraceae.